This is a messenger RNA of Prionailurus viverrinus (fishing cat), 923 nucleotides long. RefSeq names its product spliceosome RNA helicase DDX39B-like. The transcript is spliced from 4 exons. The coding region runs from base 565 to 819 and encodes 84 amino acids. The record is from RefSeq and is a predicted model, not a curated record. NCBI's taxonomy places the organism in Eukaryota, Metazoa, Chordata, Mammalia, Carnivora, Felidae.
CUGAUUGGCUUCUCCGGAAACCCGACACUAAUAGGAGUGUGAACCGAGGCCGCGUCAUCAGUAUCCAGGCAGAAGGACCUGACACAGGUUGUGACAGGGAGAAGUGAAACCAGGGCAGAUGGGGACUCCCCAACACUGGGCUUCCCCGCCCCCGACGCCGCCCUGGGGCCAGAGACCCUGAGAGGCGGGCCUGGGGACCUGGGACUUGGCCUGGACGCCUCACCUACUGCACAGAGUGCUCUUCGUCCCACUGUGUCCCUCAGCCGUGGACCAGGAGCUGUGCGAGAUCUUUGUGAAGUCUACGCAGCAUUGCAUUGCCCUGGCCCAGAUCCUGGUGGAGCAGAACUUGCCAGCCAUUGCCAUCCACUGUAGGAUGCCCCAGGAGGAGAGGUGAGUGAGAGAUGGAAAGAUGUCUUGUGUCCUUGGGAGGAAAUGAGACCCAUGAGAUAAAGGUCUGUGAACAUGUUUAUGAUUGUCUUUCUGAGAAACAAACAUGUUAUGAUUGUCUUUUUGGUAUCAGUAGUUUAAAGGUCUUCAAUAACGAAUUCUUGUGGCCAGCAACCUAUGUGGCCAAGCAUGGACAUUAAGCAGGUGAACUCUGCCAUCAACUACCACCGGCCUGGCGAUUCCAACACCUACCUGAGGCCUGAGCAGGCCAGUUCCCCCAAGGGCUUGGCCAUCACAUUUGUGUCAAGUGAAAAGAUCCUCAGUGAGGUGCAAGGUCACACUGAGGGCAGUAGCAGUGAGCGGCCUGAUGAGAUGCACAUUGUCUCCUCCAUUGAAGCCAUGGGAGAGGACGCACCAUUUCACAGAGCCUGAUGCAGGUCUCACACCCAGGAACCAGGAGAUCAUACAUGACCUGAGCUGAAAUCAAGAGUCGGAUGCCCAACUGACUUACCUACCCAGACACCCCUAAGGUUUAU